AUGCGCCUUCUUCCUGUGUCUGCCCCACGCGUCCCCCCCUCCGGCCCGUUCCACCCCAUUGAGAUGCAGCCCGGCAAGCUGGAGAAGCCUGUGUACGAAGUAACGGCCGUGCCGGAUAACGAAGGCCGCGUGGUGCAGCUUACCUGCCAACAUUAAUACCUCGCGCACGGUAGCCUUCUUCCUGUGCUCUGGCUAUUCCGCUAAUCUCUCUCUCAAAUCCUGCACUUUCUGUUCCGGCAAUGAGAUCGGCCCUGCUUCGGUAUCCACCAACCACCCUAACACCACAUGUUCCGUCCUCCAGUUUGUCAUCUUCUUUGUGGGCAGUAGUGGCUCCUCCUGCUCACCCCUCUCCCCUAAUAAUACAUGAAGGGUGGACGCAAGCCCCUUCGUCAACUCCAGACACCGCUCCCCCUGGUCUUCCCACUGCACUUCCACGCUAAUCGCAUCAUCCACGAAAAAUCGCACAAACGCCGGAUCAUUCUUCCCCCCCCCUACCGCCGGCUGCACCUUGCAUUGCGGUAGAAUCGGCACUAUCGCUUCCCCCGUUGGCGGAGCGAUCUUUACGUGUGCCGCUGGCCGUACCCCGCAAUGCGUUACCCGUACUGUGUCUCUCGUCGUCUGUCGGUGUACGUGUUCUAUCGCCGACGCCACCAACCCCCACCACCCAGGACUGCCCCGCCAUCCGAACUGCAACCGAAGGUCUACUACCAGGAAUUCCCCUACCACAUAUCCGAAAGCCGGCGCCCCUGCGGGGUUGGCGAAACGCGCUUUUCACGUCCAUUUUUUGCAACAAAAUCGUCCUCCUUGGACACCUAGCUCUCAGCCCCAGGAACCGUUCUAACACCUCCUUCAUUACAGUCGCCAUCCCGCACGCCGGAAUUUCUUCAAAAAAAGUGGUGGCAUUCACCGGCCGCCCUUCUCCCCCCGUUGCUUCCGCUGCUGGUAUAGUCAGAUCGUGCAUCACCCGAAGUUUCUCUUUCUCAUCCACCACCCCGACCGGGGACACGCGCAAACCUGGAAUUUUUCUGCAACUCCUCUCCUGAGCAGCAUCGCCCUGCCUGCUUCUACGUCCUCCACCACCUUCUGCCAAAUCGCUCCGUGCCAUUUUUGCGCGCUAGCAUGAUUUCCGUACGCUAACUCAUGCUUCAGGUCUCCCCCCGGUCCUACUGCGAUGGGUACCCCCACUACUGCAAGUUUUCCAGCACGUCUACGUGUUCAAAGCUCCCAAAACUUCUGGCAAUCUUUUUCGCGUCCAUAUGAGGCGCCAACAAACGUCCGCCCAGGCUCUGCACGACACGUCCGAUACCACCUCUGCUAGCACCUAUCAUCUCUUCCUUCGGGGGGG
Messenger RNA from Ectocarpus sp. CCAP 1310/34, 1345 nucleotides. Lineage: Eukaryota; Phaeophyceae; Ectocarpales; Ectocarpaceae. The record is from the annotation of a GenBank genome assembly.